Messenger RNA from Seminavis robusta, 2187 nucleotides. NCBI's taxonomy places the organism in Eukaryota, Bacillariophyta, Bacillariophyceae, Naviculales, Naviculaceae. The record is from the annotation of a GenBank genome assembly.
GUCGCCUGCGCUCAGUACAGGAGGUUUUGAGCUUGCUUCUGGUUUUAUUAUUUUCCAAGACACCGGCCGACUUUGCGGUUUUCCAAUAUAAUCGAUGGCCAAGCAUUCUUCUUUCCAGAGAGUUUAUUUUGAUUUCACUCGUAGACUGCUGUAUUGCACAGAACAGACUACUAGCUAGUAGAAAAGCACCAUGGCUCACCAAAACGCAACAACGGCUCCUCCACACCCUUGCUCCUCUACGUGGCCCUCUCCUCUGGCCAUGGCGCCUCCUCAUGUCCCGGUGGUUCCGGCACCCGCCCUUCAGCGUUCGUAUCAGAUUCCUGGCUACAACGACUUUGCCGAGGUCCGGUUGGACAUGGAAGACGAGUCGAUUGCCAGUCUCUUGGCCGCCACUCCUCUUCAGUUGGCGCAGCGCUGCAAGUCCUCUGAUCUCGUCUUUCCGCAGAAGAUUCACAUGCUGCUCACCGCUUCUGAGCGAGAUCCGGAGCUUCAGAGUAUCGUCUCCUGGAAGGUCCAUGGCCGGGCCUUUGCCGUUCACGACCGCAAGCGCUUCCUCAAGGAGGUCCUGCCAGAAUGGUUCCUUCAGUCUCGCUUUGAGAGUUUCCAAAGGCAGCUUAACUUGUAUGGCUUCAAGCGGAUCACUACUGGGCCUGACAGAGGAGCCUGCUACCAUGAGCUGUUCCUCCGUCAAAAGCCUCUCUUAGCCACCCGCAUCCAACGCAUCAGGUUGAAAGGCAAGGGCCCUCGAAAGCCUGCUAAACCAGAGAACGAACCAAACUUCUACAGAAUGACGCUUCUACCUACCCACGAAAUGGUGGCAAAGAGACAAACGUGCAAUAACAUGUACUAUGCUGCAUCGGUGGCGCCACCCGUAGCUCAAGACACAUCUCCAAUCACUCCUCAACUGAGCAGCACUGCCUUCACGACGAAUCCUACUACUAGAUCAAGUUUGGCUCUUCCAGGUCCCCCACUGCCCCAUCUUAUGCCAAAGCCGGCCAGCGGCAUGGCACAAGCUGUUCGAGCCAAUCCCAAUGGACUAUGUGCCAUGAUGCUCAGACCCGUCACAAGGAACGUCGAAACGGCGCAGGCGGUGGCGCCUCCUCAAGAUGUCGUCGUUCCAUACAAGGCCAUCUCCUACAUGUACAAUACUACUGCUCCUCCUCCGCCUGCUCCUCCAAGUAACACUACCCGGAUGGUCCACCCCCAAGGUGCCGCCACCACACUGGCAAUGUACCAGCCAUACACAUCGGCUGUUACUGCGGCUCAGGCGGCUGUUAUUAGUCAUCCUCCGUCCCCCGUGACUUCUCCAGCCGCCCCUGCUGCACAGUGUGUCCCCUUUCCCAUGAUUCACAAUCCCUUGCGAGCACCUCCCGCUACUACCAGACGGGUCUCUUCCGUCUGCAGUACCGGUAGCCCCAAGCCACUUCCCGCUGCUGCCACUCAGCUGCAGCUUGCCCCUCAAGCAAAUAAUGCACCAGCGGCACAACAGCUGGUGCCAAGGUGUGUCUCCCAAAACACUCUCGAGGGCACCUCUGGUGGUCAACCUAUCCAAGCCAAUGAUCCAGUGGCGGCGGCACGUGCUGCUUUCCUCGCUGAGACCACAGAGCAAACCAUGGUGGCUCCUGCUGCCUCCGACUACAAGGAAGGAGCGGAGGAAACACAAGGAGGAGGAGACGAUGAUGAUUUUGCACACGAUGAUUUUGCACACAUUCUCUUUGAAUUGGCCAAUAGCUAAAUCAGUCAUCCCAUUACAUUCAAGAUGCAUUCUUCAAGACACAAGAUGCACGCAUUCUCAAGAUACACCCACUCUAUAGGAAGGGCGGAGCCAAGGCCUGCCACUUGCUUCCUUCGUGCACCAGACCUACCUUAGACUAGCCACCCAACGUACAAAUACGGCGAUUUUCCCUUCAAGGAGGUCUGCAUGCUUUCAUUCAUUCAUUCAUUGUUCACGUCAACACUUCCCCCUUCUCUUCUCUCUUUCAUCACUGGACUUUCAUCAACUAUUACCCCUUUCCUCUCCUAUCAAUCACCAUCGCAAAAGACAACCAUCAAGCCACUGCACCUCUACUCACGCGGUUGUCAAAAGCACACAAGACACAACAGAGCACAAAUAAUUAACUAACUAACUAACUAUUGCAGCUGUAAUAAAAGUUAAAAGUUCAGGUGUAGUACAAGUCUAACACGGAA